AUGCAGACAUCAAUUGCAUUCUCUCCACGUUUAAACGGAAUAAUCAACAGAAACCGCAAUUCUAAACCCAUUUUGUUGAAUCAACCUAAAUCACUGUUAUUAUUUCCUUCCACAUCAAGAUCUGACAGAAUAUAUGACUCUAAAGUAUGUCCACUUCGUUGCGGCAUUUCAUCAAACGGUUUUAGUGGAGAUGAACGAAGAAGUGUUAGGGAGUGGAUUGAGGUUGGUAGUGAGGCAAUAUCCACGGCUUUUCCAUUGUGGGUAACGGUUGGGUGUGUGCUGGGUUUGGUGAGGCCGAGUUCAUUGAAUUGGGUCACUCCUAAACUGUGUACAGUGGGACUUAGUGUAAUUAUGCUUGGUAUGGGUAUGACUUUAACUCUUGAUGAUCUUCGUUCUGCUUUUUGUAUGCCUAAAGAAGUUUUAUCUGGUUUUUUCCUUCAAUAUUCGGUGAUGCCAAUAUCAGCAUUUCUUGUAAGCAAACUCUUAAAUCUUCCAUCACACUAUGCAGCUGGUUUAAUAUUAGUUGGAUGCUGUCCAGGGGGCACAGCUAGUAAUAUCGUAACAUAUCUUGCACGUGGAAAUGUGGCACUUUUUGUGAUAAUGACCGCUGCAAGCACUCUAUCUGCUGUGGUUUGUACCGCUUAA
This is a messenger RNA of Lathyrus sativus (Indian pea), 645 nucleotides long. NCBI's taxonomy places the organism in Eukaryota, Viridiplantae, Streptophyta, Magnoliopsida, Fabales, Fabaceae. The record is from the annotation of a GenBank genome assembly.